CAGUGCAGUCAUUGCAGAGCACCAUUUAAUCUACUUGUCUUUUUCUGUCAAAAUAUUGUUAUCUUUUAAAAAAUAUCACAAUUUCAAAAAGCUUUACAAAUUUUGUAUAUUUUGCGUUGUAGCAAAUUGUGUUGUAAAUUUGACUACUUUGAUAGAUAAAUUCAUUAAAUCAGCAUCACUUUUCAGCAGGUCCACUUUAAAGUUUGAUUUAAUGAUAAAAACAUGACAUGGAAUAUUUUAUCAACAGAAGACAUAAAAGGAUUUGAAAACAUGACGACAUGGAUAUUCCUCUGGGUGCUUGUGUCAUCAGUUAUAGUUCAUGGGGUGGCUGCUCUUGCAAGUUUCUUGGCAUUACACAAGAAUAAGCAAGGCAGAUGGUACUCACUUGCUAUUAUAGCUAUGGGUUUCAUUAUGCCUUUGACUGGUGGCAUUUUAUCAUGUGUUAGCAUUGCUGGAGUAUAUCAGUCCCUUGGUUGGAGCAUGGCACCCAGGAUGGCAUUAAUAUGGGGGGGUGGCCAAACUGUAUUGGUUAUCUGGAUAUCUCUGUCAAGAUUACUGCCUACUAUUUGAGGAGCAUGGGCCAGUGUUGCCAGAUUAAAAGUGAGUGGGCACAACACACUGUGAGAGCACCUGGUGGUUUUGGUUUUGGAAACACUAUUUCAGCACUGAUUUUUUUAUUUUGUAAGAACAGAAACGUUAGAUCAAAAGUGAACAUUUUGGAUAUUAUUUAUUUUACGUUGCUUUUGUUUGACGCUAUGUAUCAAAAUGUUUUUGUCAUGGAGUUUUUAUGUGCAAUACUGUAUUACAGCCUGUCCUCGCCUAGUGUAUCAUAUAUAUUAUAUACAUUUGCUUUUCUUUUA
Molecule: messenger RNA, 860 nt
Organism: Ciona intestinalis (vase tunicate)
Lineage: Eukaryota; Metazoa; Chordata; Ascidiacea; Phlebobranchia; Cionidae
Product: transmembrane protein 170B-like
Source: RefSeq, a predicted model, not a curated record